This is a messenger RNA of Aspergillus wentii DTO 134E9, 3968 nucleotides long. RefSeq lists its product as uncharacterized. Bases 489 to 3674 code for a protein of 1061 amino acids. The record is from RefSeq and is a predicted model, not a curated record. NCBI's taxonomy places the organism in Eukaryota, Fungi, Ascomycota, Eurotiomycetes, Eurotiales, Aspergillaceae. The transcript is spliced from 2 exons. Gene Ontology annotation, biological process: regulation of mitotic cytokinesis. Gene Ontology annotation, molecular function: GTPase activator activity.
GUUGAUUCCCUUCUUCUUCUCUUGCUUCAGAGAGCAGCAAAUACCAAAGAAAGAAGAGAAAAACAAAAAAAAAAUUUAGAGUCACUGUCGUCCGGUUCUCUGGCUUAUCCCCAGAGUCCCUGUCAGUGACUUACUUUUUCCCUUUUCUUCUCUUUUUUUCUUUUCUUGUGUUUAGAUCCCUUCACAUUCUUUACGUUCCCCAUUAUCUUUUGCUCCUUACACCCACACCCCUCCAAAAACACGUCCGCUUAACGCCAUCUUGAACUAUUAGAACAAUUGAUCAAACACCCACUCCGCCUCUUUUAUACCUAUAGACUGGCUUAUUUUAAGUCGCGUUAAGCUACUCUAUAUGUUUAUCUUCUAAAUGGUCUCCUCUGGCUGGUUUUGAUCCUGCAUGACCAUGUGGAUGGAGAGUCACUUGCACAUAAUAUCGAUGUUGCAAAGCUGAGCUUUGUGGUGCUUGACGCUGUUCUCGGCGAUCUCUGAGAAUGGAGCAUGUAUCUACUCUCUGUGCGAUUAGCACCGUCGGUAUUGCAGCGACUGGCUUUGCUCUCGGUCGCGUAGAUCAAACAACUUCAAAGUCAGGAAUCUUCCGACGAAAGACCCUCCCUCUGCAUGAUCAGUGCGCGUCAGCAAGAAGCACACCAGAGCCGGCCCUCUCCAGUGUUCCUCCGCGUUCUUCCAGACCGGCCACGAUCAAGGAAACGGAAUCAUUCUCGACAAACAAGCCCCAUGGCGCAAAUGAGAAUGGCGCGCCUGCCGGCAGUCGGCCAGAGGAUCCAAAUUCACGACGGGGAUCCUCUUUCGCUGCAGUAAGGUUGCGUCGCCGUGGCCAAACCCUCACCAGUCCGCCCCCGCGCGCCAGUGAAGACCAAUCACAUAUUUCUCAUGCUCGUCGGCCUUCUUCUUCCUGGCUGCGACGGCUAUCGAUCGUGUCAUUCCAAACGGAGGGUCGCUUCUCACCAAGUCCCGUGUCCCCAUCAUUCAAUGUACCAGCCAGCCCUGAUACAUCCCGCCCCUCGAGCCAACGGAGAACACCAAACAAGCUUGUCAAGCGUUCCUCGUCGCAGCAUUCGAAUGCACAUCCUGUAUCCCCCUCUACACCAUCAUCGUCUACAUUUCGUAGGCCUGCGACCAGUUAUCAGCGAUCUGAAACACUGCGGCAUAGAGCAACCCACAGCUUGAAUUUCGAGCCUGGUUUUGGAGUUGGAAGUUCCCGGGUACAAUCGACGUUAUUCGAAACACCCCCGGAGCUUGCGAAGCAUGAUGGUGAUUGGCGGCCCUAUUUGAAUUCUAGAUCUGAUAGAUUACCAGAAAAGCUGGCUCGCAGACUGUCAACCGCCGGGAGGCCAAAAGAUCACGGGUUACGAAAGAUCCUUCCAAGUGCAGAUGCUGUUCCUGCACUUCUUCUAGGUACUUCUAUCUCGAACAAGGAACCUGCAACUGACGUGGAGUUUGAUGUAUCGGCUCCUUCUACCCCCGCUACCCCCCUCAUUCCUGCUUCUCCUGUUCAAUUUCGUGACCCUUUCAAGCCUGUUGAUACCCCUGCUUUGCGGCCAGAGACCCCCUUCCCACCAGAGAAGACGAGCAACCAGCCGUCAGUAUUCACGGGCGAAGCGGAUCCAAAGCAAUCAGGCAUGAACUCACAUACAGUGACCUCUGGAAGACCCCGUGCUGGCUCUAUGAUCUAUGCAAAAAGAAGGGCCAUUUCCACCCCUCUGCCUUCAACGUCAAAUCGGGAAAGAUCCAGCAUACAAUCGCCACGGCGCAAUGAAAGACGUAACAUCACUGACCCAAAUGUUUUUCGUCGGCCCCCGACUGCUUCCCAGUCGGAGUAUCCCAUGUCUUUCGCAUCAGAAAUUAGGGGACCGCGUCGAAGCGUUCUUCCCCCCAGAUUGCCCCGUGACUUCAGAAUUGACAUGGGCCAUCUUCGGGAUACAACUCAACGUCCUUUGACGUCAGAUGCGGUGACACUGUCCGCUUUGCAGAAUGGUCCCUAUCGUCAGCCUGAGCCGGCUUAUUCACCCCCUAUCCGCCAACGUGCAAAGCGGCACUCCAUUGCGGCUUCCGACCCCGCAUCAACCGUUAUCGGUUCCGAUGAUACUCGUAUCUUCACAUCGGGCGAUGAAGACGAAACGGACUUUUUGACUGACACUGCUUUUGACUCUAUCCGCACGCACUUCACCACAAGUAGCAACACUGGUCUUCACCCCCCCCGAAUAGAGACACUCUUUGACAGAAAUCCUUCGACAGGACCGAUGAACGAAGGGCUUGUAAAGCUCGAAGAUCUAGUCCAGCAUGGUUCUUUUGCGUCUCGAUCUUUAGACAAGGGGCGCAUCUCUGACUCCGGUCUCAACUCCAUUCGUGCUCCAGAUCACGGACACCAAGGGAACACAUAUGGCUGUGAGGAAAACAUCAGGCUGUCACUUUUAUCCGACUUGUCGGAUGAUGAUGACGGCCAGAGUAUGGUUGCGGCGCUGCCUAGCGAGGCAAAUGGACAAUUAACCCAUUUAAUGCGCCCAAUUCUCCCAUUGGAGGCUUACCAGGAUGAGCCUGAUACCUUCUUUUCCCACCAUAUCUUUGACUCUCCCAAUGAUUCGAAUAAGCUCGCCGAUGGCUAUGAUUCACGCAGCCUAACCAAAGAGGCACUGGAUACAUGUCCAAAAAUGAACAUCUUCGAUUGGUCUGAGCAGCCUAGGAGCGACCGUGAAGUUCCAGGGUCUGAUUCUCGGCCGCGGACUGUCCAUGGGAAACACGGACCCGAGACUCGAAUUAGCCGCGCACCCGGACGUAAAGCCCCAAGUGCUUUACAUCUUCGAAGCCAAAGCGUCCCUGUAUCGAGGGAUCCUUCACUUCCAAGCGAGUCUCGUCAAACUUCUGGCAAGUUCGGGACAUGGGGAUUAGGUAGCAAAGGUGUAAGCGAAGACUGGGACAGUGAUUUUGAGUUUGACGAUGGGGAUGAAGGUACAUUCAGCGAGGAUCUGAAACCAAACAAUAACAUUUCCGAACAUCAUGGAAUGAUGGUUCCUCAGGCUAUCUUGGAACGCCAAGCCAGUCUUCGAGGACAAUUUGGUCAGGUUCAAGAACUUACAUUGCUGGUCGCGGAGAUGAAGCGCCUUCGCCACCAGGCAAGCCUUUUAGACGUUGUUCACGGGCCCUCGAGUGAGCUAUGGAAAGAAGCGGAAGGCAUUGUCGAUCUCGCUACGCUUGAUGAUGAUAACAAUGAAUCGCCCCCACGAUCUCCCUCUUCUUUAACGUUCAGCUUCGAUGACUCUGAGGGUGAAUCUUCCAAUACAAAUGACCCUUCGAAACGAAUUAGUGGAGAGUCAUGGCGAGCCUCACUCUCGGACCGAUCGAAUUCCGGUCGGCCAAAUCAGAACUCCACAAAAGCAAAAUCCGUGCUGGACCUGAUCUAUCAACAACGUGUCUCUAAUGAAUCCACUCUUAUCGAACCUCAUGUUUCACGCACCCAAAAACUCCCUUUCGACACACAAUCCCUUCGUGAUCUUGUCAUCCGUGCUGGUGUGAUUACCCGCGCUUUGAAAGAAGUGAUUCGCAAAGCAGAGGGUGUUGCAACCACCCCAGAACAGGAAAUACUUCCUUCAGACCCCCCAUUCAGUCAGAUAUUCCGUCAACCUACUAAUGAUAAUUUUUCGAACUUUGAGGCUUCUUGAAUUGGAUAAGUGCGCUUUCUCAUGUUCUUGAUGCCACCCUUAACGCUUUCUCUCUGAUUUCUCUUGUCAUACUCUCCCAGCAUCCUGAACGACUUCCUUGAUAUGAGAUCACGUGAAAGACCACGAAAAAGAGCAUCCAAUACGGAGGCCUUUCUAUUUUCCUUCCCCAUUUCCUUCCUGUACUAUUGGUGAUAAAGGGUGGUGCCCCAAAAACUUUUCUGUUCAAAUACGUCGCUUUUUUUUUUUUUUUUUCCAUUCUUCUUUUUGUACAAGUGAACCUACUGUUGUUGGUGU